CUAUUUACCGGAUUACCACCUUGAGCAAUCUAAAUUUGAAUCAUGAUAAGCGAUGUGAUGAUGCAGGAAAGGCUUUAGCUGAAGCUUUAUACGCAAAUCCUACCGUAGGAUAUUUGGAUUUGAAAGAUCGGCAAUUCGAUAUUUUGUCAA
Molecule: messenger RNA, 150 nt
Organism: Racocetra fulgida
Lineage: Eukaryota; Fungi; Glomeromycota; Glomeromycetes; Diversisporales; Gigasporaceae
Source: the annotation of a GenBank genome assembly